UAUCUACACCCUUCAAUUUAUUAUUUCCUUUAUCCUCAUCUUCAGAACAGUCUCUUCUCUUUGUUUCUCUGCAAUGGCUACCACUACCAUUCUGAGAUGUGGUUUCUUUCCUACUUCACUCCAUCACCACCAUACCCACCAUUUCCAGACAUGGAAAGUUAGGACUUUGGGCAUGGUGGGGAAGAACAAAGCAUCUUUCCUAACACCUUCCAUAACAAGGCGGAGAACUAUGGUAUUUGCAGUCAAUGAUGCCGAGAAGUCUUUUAAGCAAACUGUGGAAGUGGAUAGGUUGAUAGAUGUGCUAAGGGACUCAAAUGAGAAAGAACUUCAGAAGCUUGUUGUUGAAAAUGUUCUUGCAUUCAAUGAGAGUUUCUGGAUUCGACUUGCUGCUAGAACAGAGACAUGCAAAUCCGAGGAUGAUAAAAAAGAUUAUGAGGAAUUGGCGUUAUCUGUUAUGAGUAUCGUGGAUCGCCUUGUCAAUAAGACCAGAGAGAAAAUAGAAUCAUCCACAGAUAUACUAAAAAGUAUUUUACGGCCUGUAGUUGACGUUGAGGAAGAGAUUGCAUGGCCUCCAAGAGAUCCCAAGGCCCUUGUUCAGAUGGAGAAAGAACUAAAUCAAAGGGAACAAGAGGGUCAACUGGAUGAGGGGUUUCUUGCCGAAGUCAAUGCGCAAUUACGGCAAGCAAAUGAAGAUGUGGAUAAACCAGGACUUGCAGCCAUGUUGCAGAAAGUAUUACAACUCUAUGCUUCAAGAAUUCUCUCUAAACGUAGUUAUGCCAUGAAAGGGAAUGAAAUUUUGAAAGCUGAGGAAUUCCUUGAGAAUAUAAUCAAAGCACCCGAAGAAGAAUGGAAUAGAUUAUUGCUCAAUGGUCUGACUCUUGGAAAAGGUGAGGUGGCUGCAGACGACCUAUAUGCUGUCAUUAAGAAAAGAAUUGAGCGCACUUUGAUCCGAACUGAGGGAGGAUCGUACCAGCAGCGAGUUCUGACAGAGUUUUUGAGGGGCAUCAAGUCGAGAGCAGAGCAGGUUGUCCAAAUACUUGAGGGCAAGCCACAGUGAAUUGUAAUGCAGUAAUGUUUAGUGCGAAUAUGGUUACCUCUUAGUUUGCUAGCUGAAUUAUUACACACAUAGGAAAAAAAAAUCUAGAAAAUACAAAAAGAAUAUCUCCUUUUCACAGAAUUUGUUUAACUGUUAUAUGUGUUGCCCUCCCUUUCACAAAUGGUAUAUAUUCAAUGAGCUUGUCUUUUAUCGAGCAAGUAUUUACAAAAUAAUAUGACAAAAUCACGAAGAUUCUAUCA
Molecule: messenger RNA, 1296 nt
Organism: Papaver somniferum (opium poppy)
Lineage: Eukaryota; Viridiplantae; Streptophyta; Magnoliopsida; Ranunculales; Papaveraceae
Exons: 11
Coding region: 74-1057 (327 amino acids)
Source: RefSeq, a predicted model, not a curated record